AAUGAAAAAACCCAUAUUCAGCACUCAAAAGCUGUACAGUUUAACUAUUUGCAUGUUAAAGUAAAGCAUAUUUUGAAAUGAUGUGUUUUUAUUACAGCUUUGGCAGUGUACUACUUUUAUUUGGUUCAACAUUUUCCCAACGAGAUAUAGCAGUUGUCUUACAAAAGUCCACUACCGAAUCGAAAUAUAAUGCCACUUGUGUCAUUGCUGGAGAAGGCAUGAGUUCUGCAGUUUCUUGGAUAACGCGUAUACCGUCCAAAGAAUAUUCAGUUACAAAUAUUGUUUCAGAAUUCAUUCCCAAGCGUGACAGCCAAUAUAACUGUAAUAUAGAUAGGAAGCACUACCGGGGAUGUGUGUAUUAUUGGACCGACAGCAUCGGUUGGGAGUCCCGAAAUUCCCUCAACGGUUUUCUGGGACCAGUAUUAGACCGCCGGUGGGAAAAGUUUACAACUUUACAUACGGACGGCUCCCUCAAGUUCAAAGAACUUGCGACUAUAUCAAAUUACAAGCGAUUUCAAAUUCACAUUUCAAUACGAACGCUAGAAGCUCAUAUUUAUUUGUGCGAUCACUAUUGGCCGCCCUAUGGAAAUUGUUACUGGAUAAUAAUAGGUGGGUGGGGCGGUUAUAUGACAGGUAUUAGGAAAUGCGAAACUGGUAAAAUACCCACAGCUGAAGAUAAAUAUCCGAAGGGCCCAUGUGGUACCCUACGUAGUCAAAAAAAUCACACAAAUGAACGCGUAUUAGACACAUCGAAAUGGUCCCAUUUCACUAUACGACGCACUGAUAAUAACAUCUUAUUUUACAAAGUGGGCGACCAGAAUCCGAUGUUAAAUUACACAGAUGAAGAGACAUCCUCAUUCGAAACUAAAAAAAUUGUGGUUGUUAGCCGUAAGAAAAUUCCGGGUUAUUGGAGGGUGCACGAUUAUGACUAUUCUACCACCAACAAAGUAUUCUCAGAGAAGAUAGUAGGAGAGGAAAUAUCUACCAGAGAAAAAACCUUUUGCGCUUCCUUUUUUGUAGCGAUGUGCUCCAAAUGCAGAUUAACAUUGGAAGUGUUAUACUUUGAUGGCACCGUGGCGGAUUAUUUACCAAUCAACCAAAUAACUAUCUCCAGUAAAGGAGAUCGAUUAUGGCAAGAAGAAAGGAUAACGGCACCGUUACUAGGGAUAUCGGCUAAAGUGCGUUUACGUGCUUCAGGUGCUUGUGAUGAAUGUAAAAAUCCAUUUUGGUCGGUCGACUAUUUCGAGUUAUGCUCUGAAAAUGAAAUUCGUGUUUUAACAGCGGAUUCACUAGAUUUAACUGAAGUAUCGUGUGAAGUAAUCAAAACUUCUCUCCAAGUUAGUUAUACUGGUUUAGAUAAUGAAUCACCACGGGAAUCUACUUGUAGCAACGGUCGUUUUGGAAAAGCUUGCUUUAGUUGUAGUGAGAUAUUCGGACCAAACAAAUUUAACUGUGACAAAAGUACCAUUUGUGAAAUAGAAGAGUCAAGUCAGAACGUGUGCAGAUGUGCCAAAGGAUAUACAGGAUAUGCGUGCGAAGAUCCCUGUCCGCACAACACGUAUGGGUUUAAAUGUCAAGAAACAUGCGGGUACUGCUCAUAUCCACCGUGUAAUAUUGUAACUGGAUAUUGUUCUCUCAGUGCAUGUCUGCAUGGUUUCGGAGAUCCACAAUGCAAACUACCACCUUCUCCGAUAUUACAAUACCCCCCAGUUGUUUUAAUAAUUAAUCACACCUCAAUAGUGGUUCAACUACUGAAUGUAUCAUACGAUGGAAAUGCAGUGCCCAUCUUCUAUAAAAUACAGUAUAAGACCAUAAGUCAAACGGAGUGGAAUAAUUCGGAAAAUAUAGACUUCAGGGACCAACUUCCUUUUCAGAUAAAGCAUUUAGAAGUUCUGACAUCUUAUCUCAUUCGAGCAGUGUUGAUUACAGCAGAUAACAGUUCGUUUGAAGGUGUUAUUGUACCCUACGUAAACGUUACCACCACAUGUGAAUAUAUCCAAAUGGACAGAAUUAGUAUUCAAACUUUUAAUGAAUCUGCUUUAAUCACAUUUGUAAGCGGUGAAGGAAGCUGCCCAGCAAGUUUGUAUCGUCUUGGCAUUGAUAACCAAAUUAUAACUUCGAACAUGCUUGAGUUUGAAAUACUACGCUUAAAACCGUACCGCAACUAUACCGCACGACUCUUUAGCAUAAUUAGUGACGAGUUUCAGCUAAUGCUAGGUUUUCAAACCCAAGAAGGAGCCCCAGAGAGAGUAGAUAAAUUAAACGCGUCGCCCAUAGAUGAAUCGACACUGGAAAUAAGCUGGAACCUACCAUUAGUGCCAAAUGGAAGAAUAAGACAUUAUGAAGUGUCUUACGAGCACAUUAAUUACCUCGGCUGUUAUCCGGAUGCUAAGAUACCAAACAACAGCUCCAGAAGAACGCUACGAGAGUCAAGUAACGUAACUCGGUUACUUAACGUCAUUCCGUAUUCUCAAUACAGAAUCACUGUUGUUCCGUAUACGAUAAUGAGUGGAGAGUCCGCCACUAUAGAUGUUGAUACGCUACCUUCAGCGAUGCCGAAUGAAGCAGAAGUUCCUUCAAUCAAGACCAUCGAAUCGCAAAACACGAGCAUACGUAUUUAUAUGAAUCGACCACAUUGCACAAUGAUAAGAGGCUUGUUGGAUUAUUAUGUAACAUUCCAUUGCCUGAAUAGUUGGUGUCCUACACAAUCGCCUUCAACUUUAAAUCUUACUUCAAUCAGUUCUAAUGAACCAAUAGCUUUAACAGAUUUGCUAUCUUAUUCAAACUACACCGUAAGUAUCGACGUUGGACGCAAAAAUGGAAGAAUGAGUAAAACUACUGGUAUGGUAGCUGUUGUUCGUACCGAACCAUCGGUACCAAACCCUAUAAAAGACAUUGUAAUAUUUUCAAAAGAUGAAUCAUCAAUUUCUUUCCGAUUUCUUCCACCCUAUCCCCCAACGGGAAUAUUGGCGGAGAUUUUUGUUAGUUAUUGCCAUGAAAAGCCAAGUAGGUGGUCCACCACGACCGUAUGCGAGUCAUCUUAUAUUCCACUACAAGAAUGCACAUUGUGGCCUUCUUAUUUAUGCAUUACUCUGAAAAAUUUGAUUGUACGGACUGCGUAUGAGUUAGAGGUACGUGCCAAAAACAUUGGAACGCUUUUUAAUCAACCUACAAGGAUUUUUGCGACCACAGUGCAGGAAGCUCCUGAAGCUCCUCAAAACGUAUCUGCCGCAUGGGAUGAUUAUUACAAUUUAACUCUCUCAUGGAGUCAUCCAAGUAUUACGAAUGGGCCUCUUACCGGAUUUUUUAUUAAAAUUUAUGCUCAUAACGGUAUAUGCUUGGAGCAAUCUAUAGCAAUAACUGAAAGAGAGUACCAACUGUCAUAUCAAUACGUGGUGUUAGUAAACGAUUCGUGUUAUGCGUCGAAAUUGGACAUUUAUGUCCAUUCAUUCAACAUAAUGUUUUCGCCGGGAUUGCACUUAACACAAUCUAGUCCGCCUAAAACUCCAAAUAUUCGGCCAGAACCCGCUAUUUCCGCAAUCGCAAAUGAUACAGUUUCAGUGGAUAUACAAGGGGUAUCAAACCUUGAAGACACAGUGCAAAUGUUCAUAUUCGUGUCAAGCGAUUCCGAUGAAGGGCCAAAUCAGCAGAUAUAUCCAAGUGAACUGUGGAGAAAAGCGAAAAUUCCAAGAGAUCUAACAACUUGGAUGGUGGCCGAUUUAAAUAUCACCACCUUAAAAACGUCUACAAAAAUUUUCGUCAUCGGUGAUGAUAGAAAAUCUACAUCUCUGCACCUACAAAUUGAAAUACACAACAAACCUUUGUUAGCUUCGACAAAUUACGUAUUCACAAUUUUGAUAAUUAGUGCUUUCGAUGGAUUAAAAAGGCACAAUGUUUAUACCUUAAAUGCCACUACAAUUGGAUCAAAAAUGGAGGAAGGGUCGGCAAACUAUGGAUUAUUCGCUUUGUUGCUUUUGCUUUUAGUUCCAGUCAUAUGGAUUGGUAUAUGUUAUUACAGAAAGAAGAAAAGUAUAAAUUGGAAUACUUUGGUUACAAUGGUGCAUACAGGGGGUCGAAAUUCCACAAAUCCAGACGUUAUUCCAUUGACAACUGAGAAGAUAAUCUCCCAACCGCGCACUUUGAGUCCAGUUAGCUCCAUUAAAAGGCCGGAAAUCCCAAGUAAGAGCAAUUCCAAUAAAAUCGACAAUUUCUCGAAGCCUAUUAAAAUUGUGGAAUUUGAGAAAUACGUGAAGGAUUCAAUUGAGAACGGAGAAUUGGAAAAACAACAUCAGUUAUUUCCAAGAGGACAAACAAAGCCGUGGGAUUAUGGCGUGCUGCCACAGAAUAAACCUAAGAACAGGUACAACAAUUUGAUAGCAUAUGACCAUACAAGAGUUAAGUUGCAAAAAUUGGAAGGAGAUGAAUUUUCCGAUUACAUUAACGCUAACUAUAUUGAGGGUUACAAAACAUCAAAUGGGUACAUAGCAACCCAAGGUCCAAAACCGACAACGGUUGUAGAUUUUUGGCGAAUGAUAUGGCAAGAAAAUGUAAACUACAUCGUUAUGCUAGCAAAUGUUAUUGAAGGGGGUAAAAAGAAAACUGAGCAGUACUGGCCAAAUCUGGGAGAAAGCUUGGUGUAUGGAGACGUCCAGAUUGACUAUUUACAUUCGGAAAUUUAUGCGGAUUAUGAGUAUCGUACCUUUGCCGUGCAAUGUAAGAAUGAAGAGAGAACUGUUGAGCAACUGCACUUUGUAUCGUGGCCUGAUCACGGAGUACCGCUAUAUAGUCAAAGUUUAGUACCCUUCCUUCGGAAGUUACUAACAAUACCUCAAGGAAAAGCACCAGUCGUCGUUCAUUGCAGUGCAGGCGUUGGUCGAACAGGCACAAUUAUUCUAUGCGAUCUGUGCCUAAGAAUGGCAGCUAGAGAAGGGGUAGUCGAUGUUUUGAAACAUCAGCAUAAUUUGCGACAGCAGAGAGCCAAUUUAGUUGAUAAUGUUGAACAAUAUAAAUUGGCACAUUUGGUUUUGCUCGAGUGCUUAAUUGCUCCUCAAACGAACUUACCUUGUGAUGAUUCUAUUAGCAAAGCCGUUGAAAAAAUUAUCGAUUCAAAUAGUCUUCAACAUCAUAUGGAGUACCUUCGGGAUACUGAAUGGCAGGAUCACGUGAUGCAAGCAUCGUUACCUGCCGCUCCUCAACCUGAAUGGGCAAAUAAGAACAGAUUCGAAGAAAUAGUUCCUAGUAUACAUGGAAGAGUAUAUUUAACAAGGUACCCGGUAAGUGAUGAGCAUUCGGAUUACAUAAACUCAGUAGAGGUUGAUGGUUUUCGAGCACCUCAACGAUUCAUUGUCACUCAACAACCCCUACCACACACCGUGUCAGACUUUUGGAGAAUGGUAGAUGAAAAGGAAGUAACCACCAUUAUUUCGUUAAACAAGAUUACGAAUGACGAUAUUGAAAGCUGCCUAUUUUGGCCAACACAACAUGUCGAAGAAAUAAAUCCUGUGCCAUAUCUAAAGAUAAAGUACCAGAAUAAAACGAAACAGGAAAGUUUUUCUAUAACUACUCUUCAUUUACGUAACAACAAGAAUAAGAAAAGCAUCAAGCGGGUAAUCAGUUUGAUCUCGUUUAAGAGAUGGGCGGCCAAUGAAAUUGUGCCAACUGAUAUGGACGGACUGCUUAAGCUGUGGGAAGAAACCGAUAGAGUAUCUAGAGGACAGAACAGUCCUACUGUUGUGACCUGCCACAAUGGAUCAACAGCCUGCGGUUUAUUCUUGGCACUCGCAUUUUUAAUUGAAAAAAUCAACUUGGAACAACAAUGCGACGUGUGUUUGGCAGUGAGGACAGUAAGACGUAACCGUAAACAGUUUGUAUCUGAAAAGGAACAAUUCGUAUUUCUAUACAGAGCUGCGUUGCUUUACCUAAGUGGGUUCAGUUUGUAUUCAAACUUCUCGCCGGCUUCCACAUCAAAUAAAUGACGUGACAAUGGUAGUUGAAAUAUUAGGAAUUAGAUAGGUUGGAAAG
Molecule: messenger RNA, 6021 nt
Organism: Photinus pyralis (common eastern firefly)
Lineage: Eukaryota; Metazoa; Arthropoda; Insecta; Coleoptera; Lampyridae
Product: receptor-type tyrosine-protein phosphatase delta-like
Exons: 35
Coding region: 78-5975 (1965 amino acids)
Biological process (GO): protein dephosphorylation
Molecular function (GO): protein tyrosine phosphatase activity; protein binding
Source: RefSeq, a predicted model, not a curated record